This is a messenger RNA of Cylicocyclus nassatus, 1917 nucleotides long. NCBI's taxonomy places the organism in Eukaryota, Metazoa, Nematoda, Chromadorea, Rhabditida, Strongylidae. The record is from the annotation of a GenBank genome assembly.
AGAGGGCUAUCCUUGUGUUCGGCCAGAAGCUCAAGUGACUCAAAUCCAAUCAUGAGCACUGAAGCGUCGGCCCCAUCUACUUCAGCAACUCCUUAUGCAGAGUUAGGACAACUCGUAGCCGAAAACAUGAUCAAUGCUAUAAACGAUCCACAUGCUCAAUGGGAUGUUCUGUCGGAAGAGGAAAUAGCGACUAUAAAGAAGAGAUGUGAGGAGUUAUUGGACUGGUUCACUUAUCUGAGCGCUGACGAUCUAACUGAUUAUGAAGUGGUGAUCCCAAAGGAUUAUCUCAAUAGGCGCAAAAAUACACCGUGCUUUGAUCCGCACGUCAUGAGAACGGUCGCGGAUCGGUUUCAAGAACGUGGCGAUGUCGAUUUCGCCAAAGAGUUUGGUAUGACUCUAGAGCAGCUAGUUGUAGCCAUACUUUGCGCAGCGAUGGAAGAUAACAACAAUCGCAACAUCAAAUUUGAUGUCCUAUGUGAUGCGCUACAGUUUGACAAAGGAACCUAUUACAUGGUGAAGAAAUUCCUUGGUGGCAAAGACGAUGGUGAUAAAUCGCCGAAGGAUCUGAUCAUGCAGACCUUUUGCACACCCAUUGACUGCUGUCUUGCUCUUACAAUGGCGUAUUGUGAGGUUUGCGGAUGGCCUUUUUCGUGUGACUGGGACGCCAUAACAUACGUGAAUGAUACUUGGACAGAAGAAGAGCAGAAUGAGUUUGAUAAGCUAACUAGAGAAGAGGCACAGCGGCAGUGGAAUGCGGCAAAAGCGCUCGUUAUGGAUCCAAAUUCCUCUGUUCAGGAACCCAGUGAUUAUAUGACACAAUGUGCCAUCAUUGAAAAUCAGUUGAAAAACUGGAAUGACACUGCUGACAAGGUUUUGGCUGAUAUGCACGACUUGGUUUCUUCCAUGGAUAGGGCUGUGCUGGUCGAGAAGCACGAUGCUGUCGUAAAAGAACGAAAUCAGGCUAUAGCAGACUUGGUACCACAGAGCGUAAUUGAUCGGCCAACCAUGACUGAUGAAGAUAUCAAAAAGUUGGAAAACGAAAUUAAUGCGGUGCGAGCUCGAAUGCAGAAGGUGCAAAUGCCUAGCGAAUGGCCACCACCGCCUGCUGAAGGCUUAAAUGCAAGGUUACGGCUGAAUGAAGGAGAGCUCUGCUUAGCUAGAAAAGAUGACAGUUCGGAUCUAGUGAUAGCGCAGGUUGUAAGCAAAACUGCUCCGUUCGCUUAUUCCCUCCGCUUUGUUGAUAACGGAACUAUAGAAGAAGUAGAAACAGGCGAUAUAGCCGUGCCUACGGUACCUAUGUAUGAUCCUGACAUCAAACGAACAAAUUAUAUUGGACUGCGAGUUGCUGCGUUGGUAAAUAGUUCAUAUUACCCUCAAGGACCAGUUUGGAGUACAGGAACGAUUGGGACAUUACCGAAUACUGCGCAUAAUAAAGAGUUUCUGAUCUUCUUUGAUGACGGCUUUGAAGAGUACGUUCAAGCUGCAUUUGACACUUGCGAUGACGCUGCAAUGCAGGCUUCUAUAGUUAUGGAUGAUAGGAACAUCGUGCAACAGUUUCAAGAUAAAAUCAAGAUGCUAAAGAUCUUGCCAUUGGCUAGGCAAUCAAUUGCCACGAACGGAAUCGAUAUCGCCAAAGGAGGUGUUUACCAGUUGAUACGACAAAAUCCGGAGCGUCGCCGAUUCAUUCAGAAAUAUUUUGAGAAAUAUCCAGACUGGCCUUUGGUGCGCAUGAAGAAACCAUCGCCACCUGAGCGGCCAGCUCAAGCCAUUGUGGCCUAUGAUCGCAACCAAGAUCGAGUAACUGCAUAUGUAGUGGCAACUGAUAGAGCUUUGUGUGUCCUGAGGUUUCCACCGAGGAACUGUUCUAGGCUCGUCGAGGAUACAUGCAGUGAAUUUGGAACACUUUGGAAACAAUAA